GUCGACAACUCUCUGACCGCCCUGGGACCAGCCGGCUCUAAUGGACUCUAGAAGUGAUGAUGUUAGGUGGAAUCUGCAGCACGUGAAGAGUUGCCAGUUGUUAUGGGAUUAAGAAAACAAAUCUGUAAUGGCUAAAGGGUUAUCUUAUGAUGAGGCUUUUGCUAUGGCUAAUGACCCCUUGGAAGGCUUCCAUGAAGUAAACCUUGCUUCACCUACUUCUCCAGACCUUCUUGGUGUGUAUGAAUCAGGAACUCAAGAGCAGACUACCUCACCAAGUGUCAUCUACCGGCCACAUCCUUCAGCUCUGUGCUCUGCCCCCAUUCAGGCUAAUGCCUUAGAUGUUUCCGACCUUCCUACACAACCUGUGUAUUCAUCCCCCAGACGUUUAAAUUGUGCAGAAAUAUCUAGUAUCAGCAUCCAUGUUACAGAUCCAGCGCCUUGUUCUACCUCUGCAGUCACAGCUGGGUUAACUAAAUUAACUGCGAGAAAGGACAACUGUAAUGCAGAGAGGGAGUUUUUACAGGGUGCUACUAUACCAGAGGCUUGUGAUGGCAGUGACGAUAUAUUUGGGUUGAGUACUGAUAGUCUGUCUCGUUUACGAAGCCCAUCUGUUUUGGAAGUCAGAGAAAAGGGCUAUGAAAGAUUAAAAGAAGAACUUGCAAAAGCUCAGAGGGAACUGAAGUUAAAAGAUGAAGAGUGUGAGAGGCUUUCUAAAGUGCGAGAUCAACUCGGACAGGAACUGGAGGAGCUCACAGCCAGUCUGUUUGAGGAAGCUCAUAAGAUGGUGAGAGAAGCAAAUGUUAAGCAGGCAACAGCAGAAAAGCAGCUAAAGGAAGCACAAGGAAAAAUUGAUGUACUUCAAGCUGAAGUAGCCGCAUUGAAGACACUCGUAUUGUCCAGUUCUCCAACAUCACCCACACAAGAGCCUCUGCCAGGUGGAAAGACACCUUUUAAAAGGGGGCAUACAAGAAAUAAAAGUACAAGCAGCGCUAUGAGCGGCAGUCAUCAGGACCUCAGUGUGAUACAGCCAAUUGUAAAAGACUGCAAAGAGGGAAUCUCCAGUUCCAUUCUCUACUUGGCUGACCUUGGAGUACCUGCUAGAAACUUGGCUGACUUAUCUCUGUAUAAUGAAUUCAGAUCUUGGAAGGAUGAUCCCACAAUGGAUAGAUCGUGUCCUUUCUUAGACAAAAUUUAUCAGGAAGAUAUCUUUCCAUGUUUAACAUUCUCAAAAAGUGAGUUGGCUUCAGCCGUUCUGGAGGCUGUGGAAAACAAUACUCUAAGCAUUGAACCAGUGGGAUUACAACCUAUUCGAUUUGUGAAAGCUUCUGCAGUCGAAUGUGGAGGACCAAAAAAAUGUGCUCUAACUGGCCAGAGUAAGUCCUGUAAACACAGAAUUAAAUUAGGAGACUCAAGCAACUAUUACUAUAUUUCUCCCUUUUGCAGAUACAGGAUCACCUCUGUAUGUAACUUCUUUACAUACAUUCGAUAUAUUCAACAGGGGCUCGUGAAACAGCAGGAUGUUGAUCAGAUGUUUUGGGAAGUUAUGCAGUUGAGAAAAGAGAUGUCAUUGGCAAAGCUGGGAUAUUUCAAAGAGGAACUCUGAUGCUCUCUGCCUGGGACCAUGCAUGAACCUCCCUGAAUACCUGGAAAAUGGCUGAAUAUUUUUCUGGUUACUUGAUAUUUAUUACCAAGGAGUGGGCCCAAGACUUUUUCCCUCUUUUGCAGAUUACACUAAGAAGUACUGUGAUUUCUUUUAAAUUGACCUAUGCUGUGUUUGCUUACUCUUUAGUUGAACACACUAUAGAGAAUUACAGGUGUACUAGUGAUUGUAAUUUAUAGUUGCCCAAAAAACAAAAAUAAAAGCUAAAUAAAUAAGUACAUAAAUGUUA
Felis catus (domestic cat) is the source of this 1889-nucleotide messenger RNA. RefSeq names its product RAB3A interacting protein (gene RAB3IP). Bases 128 to 1603 code for a protein of 491 amino acids. The transcript is spliced from 12 exons. Gene Ontology annotation, biological process: exocytosis. Gene Ontology annotation, cellular component: Golgi to plasma membrane transport vesicle. NCBI's taxonomy places the organism in Eukaryota, Metazoa, Chordata, Mammalia, Carnivora, Felidae. The record is from RefSeq and is a predicted model, not a curated record. Gene Ontology annotation, molecular function: guanyl-nucleotide exchange factor activity.